Messenger RNA from Asparagus officinalis (garden asparagus), 1120 nucleotides. RefSeq lists its product as uncharacterized. The transcript is spliced from 8 exons. Gene Ontology annotation, molecular function: protein-disulfide reductase activity. The record is from RefSeq and is a predicted model, not a curated record. Bases 162 to 821 code for a protein of 219 amino acids. NCBI's taxonomy places the organism in Eukaryota, Viridiplantae, Streptophyta, Magnoliopsida, Asparagales, Asparagaceae.
GGUUCAGGGCCGGUAAUCCUCGAGCGGACAUUGCGUGGACACGAAAACGUCGAAACCGUCGCUCUCCUUUUUUCUCUCAAAAACAAAUUAGUUCCCAAAAAUAAAAUAAAAUAAAGAAAUAAAUAAAAAAAAGGAAAAUCAAGGAGAUCGAGGCUCGAAAAAUGGCGUUACGCGCCGCUGCUAACCGCCUUCCUCUUUAUCGCCCGCUCUGCUCUCCUCCUCCUCCUCCAUCGCCAAUCCGUUCACCUCUCAGAGUCACGUGCUCUCCUCGCAAUCCCUCACCUGUUUUCAGGUGUCAAGUUGCUACAGACUCCAACCCUAAGAUCGAAUCAGUCGCUCAAUCGAAGGGCAACGACAGAUCAUCAAACGGUUGGAGGAUCAAGAUGCUCUACGAUGGCGAUUGCCCGCUCUGCAUGCGCGAGGUGAAUAUGUUGAAAGAGAGGAAUGAGAGCUAUAAAGCUAUAAAAUUUGUGGAUAUCAGUUCGGAUGAGUACACUCCUGAGGAGAAUCAAGGAUUGGAUUAUGAAACCGUGAUGGGGAAGAUCCAUGCGAUUGAGUCGGAUGGGACGGUGGUCACAGAUGUCGAACUGAUUAGAGAUCACUUGCAGGCAUUUAGAAGAUUAUAUGAGGAAGUUGGCCUGGGAUGGAUUUAUGCCAUUACCAAAUAUGAGCCUAUUGCAACAGUAGCGAAUUCAGUAUACAGUGUUUGGGCAAAAUAUCGCUUGCAAAUUACAGGUCGGCCUCCCCUCGAUAACAUUCUGGAAGCAAGAAAGAAAAAGAUGGGUCAAGAAUGCAGUAACGAUAAGGUCUGUAAGAUGUGAGCUUCAACCCUCCACACAGUCUCUUGGUUUGCUUCGGAGUUCAUGCUUCCAUUUGAUCUGAAAAAGAUUAACGGAUACAUGCUAUGAUUAUUAAAUCCGUGGGGAUUGUUCUGUUGCCCUUUUAUCAAUAUUUAUACUUGUUUAUGUAUCUGUACUUCGUAGAUAGUUGCCACCAGAAAAGAAUGUAAUACAGAAGAAAAAGAUUGCCAGAUGUUUAUAAUUGUCAUAUUUUUCUUUAUUACACCUGAUGAAUGUUUUGCUCGAAAAACUAUGAAAACAAGGUAACAAAACUUCUGCAA